Molecule: messenger RNA, 2308 nt
Organism: Paramecium sonneborni
Lineage: Eukaryota; Ciliophora; Oligohymenophorea; Peniculida; Parameciidae
Source: the annotation of a GenBank genome assembly
AUGAGAAAUCUUUUAGUGUUUGGAAUUUUGGAUCAUGUCUUAUAUAUGAGUUUUAUAGGUAGUUCUGAUUAUUCAAUUGCAAUGAUAUGUUUAUCAGCAGGAAUAUUGUCAACUCGAUUGUUAAAAGAGAAUAAUGUGAUUUUGUCAAUAAUCAAUUCGAGCACAAUAAUAAUAAUGGUAUUGAAUGCAAUUUUAUUAUAAUCACCAAUAAUGUAUAUGGCUGUUGGUUGUUCAAUAAUAAUGGCAUUAAAAUCUUGGUGGACAUGUUUUAUCAGUGGGAUUGGUAUAAUAGUUAUUAGUUUAAAAAUUGAUAUAUUUACAAUUUGUGAGAUCUUAGCAUUUCUAUCAACUAGUGCAGCUUAUUUACUUUACCUUCGAUAUCAAUGUAAAUGUAAAAUAAAAGAAACACCAAAAUCAGAGAUAGUCAGCAUGAUAACAAAAAGGGAUUCAAUUUAAUUUAAAUAAAAUGUUCUAGAGAUUGGAUAGUAAUCACCAAAUAAGGAAUUUGAACAAACAGAAUACAAUUUAUUCAAAAAAUUAUUAACAGCAUUUCCAGAUGGAGUGUUAAUAUUAAAUGAAUAAUAUCAAGUUUAAUUUAGUAAUGCAGCUUUUCGAAGUUUGAUGAAUGAAACCUUUGUGGAUGUAGCAAAAUAAAAAUUGUUAAAUUUAAGAAAUGCAAUUAAUUCUGAAUAAGAUAAUUAUCAAUAAUUGUUUUUAAUUUUAGAUAAAAAGUUAAAAUCUAGAUCAAAAAGUUUAGGUAAUGAAAAAUCAGAUUAUAUCUAAUUAAAAAGUUCAGUUGAUUAAGAAGAAGAGGAUUAAAACAAUCAAGACAAUGAACAGCAUUAUAAUAAUUUGUCAUAAUCUCCGAUUAUUAUAGAUGAGGUUAAAUAAAUAUUUAAAUAAAUGUUAGAGAGGGAACCUAAAUGUGAUUUAAAUUCAUUUACAUUAAAAUUCUUUUAAGAUAUCAGCAUUGUAUGUUAAGGAGAGAUGUAAAAGAUAUUUUAAGUAAUUUUGAAACCAUAUAUUGCAUAUAGUAAAGGAUUCAUAUUAUUUAUUAUAAGAGAUAUAACCCAUGUAAAUUAAAUAGCAGCCUUAGAAAAAACAAAUUUUAACAAGUCAUAAAUGCUCUAUAAAGUUGCUCAUGAAUUUAAAACACCUUUAAACAUUAUCAUUUAGAGUGUUGGAAAUGUUUUAAAUCCUAAUCAUAAUGCCAACGAAUAAUUAGAAAAAUCAAUGCAACCAAUAAAAUAUAUGGCUUCUUCAUUAUUAGGAUUAGUUAAUGAUCUUUUAGAUGUUGCAUAAUUGAAGGCUGGAAAAUUUAAUUUGUAGUUUUAGUAAGUGAAGAUAACAGAGUUAAUAAAUGAAAUAAUUGAAAUAAUGAAGAUAUAGGCUAAUUCGAAGGGAUUAUAUAUGAAAUUGAAAUAAUAGCAAAAUUUUCCUCAAUGGAUAGUAACAGAUCCCAAUAGAGUAAAACAAAUAAUAUUAAAUUUAUUAUCAAAUGCAAUAAAAUUUACAGAAAUUGGAGGAAUAACUAUUUAUCUAGAUUCAGAUGAAGAUUGUGUUUAGAUUAAAGUAUAAGAUACAGGAAUAGGGAUUCCAAAAAAUGAAUAAAGCAAAUUAUUCACUGCUUUUGGUAGAUUAGAGAAUAGUGAUAAUAUAACUGGUGUAGGUUUGGGUCUGAUGAUAUCUAAUAUCUUGGCCUAAAAAAUAGGUUAAGAAAUCAAGGUUUUUUCAGAUGGAGAGAAUUAAGGGUCAACAUUUUCUUUUAAGAUUCAAAACAGAAAAGACAUUGAUGAUAGUGUAUGUAUUUUAUAUGAUGAUGAUAAUGAAGGAAUAAUUAAUUAGCUAAGAAAUAUCCCUUAAAUGAACAAAUAUAAUGAAAUGAUUUAAUCCCCUAGUAAUAUAAGUAUGUGUUAAUGCAUAUAAAUAUUAAUAGUAGAUGAUAUGCCUUUUAAUAUUUAAAUUGUUGAAAGUCAGCUCAAAUAAUAUGAUUUAAUAAUAGACAAAGUAUUUAAUAUAAAUUUAAAGUAUUUUUAAGGCUUACUCUGUGAAAGAGGCAAUUGCUAAAAUUGAAUCUUACAAUGGAUGUGACCUGCAUACAACAUAUAAGUACAUAUUGAUGGAUAUUGAAAUGCCAAUCAUUAAUGGUUAUUAAGCUGUUUCUAUGAUUAGAGAACGAGUAGAUACACAUAUCAUUGCUUGUUCAGCUCAUUCUAAAAAUGAAAUAUCUUAGUUAUCAUUAUUUGACGGCUAUUUAUAAAAGCCUAUUAAUGUUAAUCAAAUAUUUCAACUACUUAAACAUAAUUGA